This is a messenger RNA of Saccoglossus kowalevskii, 3581 nucleotides long. Its product is annotated as zinc finger protein Xfin-like. The record is from RefSeq and is a predicted model, not a curated record. Lineage: Eukaryota; Metazoa; Hemichordata; Enteropneusta; Harrimaniidae.
UUGGAACAAUGGCGGCGAUGCACCGAGUGAAGAUCUAACCCGGUGUCGAUAUGAACGGCAAUUUGUAGAUGGAAUGGUUGUAAUAUCAGACCAUUUUGUCGUAGUACUGUAAUAUAAGGUCGUGGGUUAUUUGCAUUUAAAUGCUUGAUAGAAAUAAAUCAAUGGAGGAUAGUCAAGUGAGAAUGGAUGGCGUCUACACAACAGAUGGUGGCACAGUCAGUGUGUAUAUUGGACAUGAUAAGCCAUAUCAGUGUAAUCUUUGUGGUCAACGGUUUUCAAAUAGGAGAUAUCUUGUGAGUAUUCAUAUGAAAACUCAUACCGGAGAAGAACCAUUCAAGUGCAGUAUAUGUGGAAAGACACUGUCAAGUAAUCAAAGACUUGUUGGACACAUGAGAACACAUACUGGUGAAACACUUGAGAAACCUCACCAGUGUAAAUAUUGUCAAAAGAGUUUUACUAAACGAGACGUUUUAACAAACCAUAUGAGAUUGCAUGUUGGUGCUAAACAUAUUUGUACAGUUUGUGGGAAAAGCUAUUCAUGGCAGAGUGGUUUGAGAUCUCAUAUGAAAACACACAAGGAAAAUGAAGGUUAUUCCUGUAAUCUGUGUACAAAGAAAUUUGUUAACCAACAGCAGCUAGACUGCCACCUUAGAAUACAUGCUGCUGCUAAACAAUCAUUUCGUUGCAGCUUUUGUGAACAAGGUUUCUCCCUGAAAUGCGAUCUAGAAUCGCAUGUGAGAAGUGUUCAUCCUUCAAAUGGGAACUCGUAUGUGUGCAAAUGGUGUUCUAAGAAUUUCUCAAAUGAAAUAGACUUGGAUGUUCAUACACGUACAUGUACCAGGAAAUACUCAGCAGAAUCUAGUAAUUCAUUUGAGGAUGAUGAGGUGGUGUUAAUCAGUGAGCUGGGACCAUCCUGUAUUAACAACGGAACUUCAGAUAAUGACGUCUCAGUCGUUAGUAGCAUCACCCGUGAAAAUAUCGUUGGAGAGACUAAUGUGAAAAAUGACUCCAGUGUAACUCAUGCAGUCAAUAAUCUUGACAUAGAAUGCACAACAGUUAACUCUUCCAAUGGAGCUGUCACCAUUCAAAAUAACCAACAUUCUGCCGUAUCAGUUACAGAUACUCAGUUCAUUCACCAACCAUUACCAAAUGUGGAGCUGGAUUUGAAUACGCAGUCUCUUGGAAUGGUAUAUCAAUGUGAUCCCUGUGGCAAAAAUUUUAAACAAAAGUCAGAGUUAAUUGAACAUCUACAAAUACAUAAACGUGAAAAACCUUAUGAAUGUAAAUAUUGUGGUCUACGCUUCACAAACAGGAGAUAUUUCGAGAGUAUUCAUAUGAAAACACAUACUGGAACCAAUCCGUUUCGAUGUAAUGUUUGUGGAAAGACACUUUCGAGUAAUCAAAGACUUGUUGGGCAUAUGAGAACACAUACUAGGAAGACAUCAUACCAGAUUAUGAAACCAUACCAGUGUAGCCAUUGUCAACGAACUUUUGCUAAACGAGACCAUUUGAAAAAUCAUAUGCGAUUACAUUUGGGAGAAAAGUAUAAAUGCCCUAUUUGUGGGAAAAAAUUUUCAUGGCGGAGUGGUUUGAGAUCUCAUGUAAAAAUACAUACAGGAAAUGAAGCAUAUUCAUGUAGUUUGUGCGCAGAACGAUUUGAAAACAAACAGAAGCUGGAUAGUCAUUUUUUAAGAGUACAUGCGGGUGAGAAACCAUUUAGUUGUAACAUUUGUGGUUUAGGUUUUUUGCAGAAAGAUAAUUUAGACACUCAUAUGAGAAGUUGUCAUUCAGUACAACGAGAAUUAUAUCCAUGCAAAUGGUGCUCAGAAAGUUUCACAAAUUUAAAUGAUUUAAAUGUUCAUACGCAUAAAUGUAGCAAUAGGUAUGCGACAGAUUAUGCAAAUCAACUGCAAGGAGAAAGUAUGGUUCAGUCCAUUGAGAUUGCACCAUCCAGGAGUUUCACGAAUGAUACAUUUACUAAAAUGUCAAUGGUAGAAGACCCAAACCAACAAACAAGUGGGGCAGAGUCUAUUGAGGUUGCACCAGCCACGAGUUUCAUGAAUGAUACAUUAACUCAAAUAUGCAUAAUAGACAAAAAACAAGAAUCAAGUGGGGCAGAAUCUAUUGAGGUUGGAGCGUCACACAUAAACAAGGAAAUUUCAUCCGAGAUACCCUGUAUGAAUCUGCCCAGAGAUGAUGAAUGGGAUAAUUACUAUAAUAACGCCAGUUUCAAUCCUGAAGUGAACAUGGGGCCUCCAAAUAUUGCUUGUCCUGAAAAGCCACCUACACUUCCAAGUAACCAUCAGUCAGUAGCCGUCUUCUUUCCAAAUUCUCAGUUCAGCAACCAAACAAUACAGAACGGGGAGAUUAAUUUGAAUCACCGAAGUACGAACGAGAUAUAUCAAUGUCUUGUUUGUAACAAGAGUUUUAAAGGAAAGUCUGAAAUGAAAGAUCAUCUACAGGCACAUGAACGUGAUAAACCAUACCAAUGUGGCAUUUGUGGUCAACGCUUCACAAACAGGAGGUAUUUUCAGAGUAUUCACAUGAAAACUCAUACUGGAAACGAGCCAUUCAAGUGCAGUAUAUGUGGAAAGACACUUUCGAGUAAUCAAAGACUUGUUGGACACAUGAGGACACAUACUGGCGAGGCACUUAAGAAACCUCACCAGUGUAAAUAUUGUCAAAAGAAUUUUACUACACGAGACAUUUUAAUUAAUCAUAUGAGAUUACAUGUUGGAAAAAAACUUCAUUGUAAAGUUUGCGGGAAAACUUUUUCAUGGCAAAGUGGUUUGAGAUCUCAUAUGAAUUUACACUCAGGAACUGAAGCAUACUCGUGUAGUCUAUGUGCAAAGAAGUUUGUAAACAAACAGAAGUUGGACUGUCAUUUUAGAAUACAUACUAGACAAAAACAAUUCCAUUGUAGCUUUUGUGAAAUUAGUUUCAUGCAGAAAUUUAAUCUGGAUUCUCAUAUAAAAAGUGUACAUUUUUCAGAUGGAAAUUCAUACACGUGUAAUUGGUGUUCAGGGAAUUUCUCAAACGAAACAGAUUUAGAUAUUCACACACAGAAAUGUACCAGCAAAUCCUCAACCAAUAUAAUUCCCCAAGAGGAAGAGGAUUGUGUCGUCAUACCAACAUACACUGAUGAGGGAAUCUUAAAUGUAGAGAUUUCACCAGAGAAACGUGUGGAUAAUAUUUACUGUGAUAACACCAGUUCAACGCAUGAGGUUAAGCAGAUUGACUUGGACCAGCCAGUACCGGAAGUAACAGUUCCUGAAGAACCUUCGGAAAUACGAACAGACUAUUGCUCAUCCUUCUCUGUCACAAAUAUUGAGUAUACCAAAGAGGCAUUGCAGAUUGUAGAAUUAGAUUUGAAUCAGCAAUGUACACAACUUGGAUAUCACUGUGAACCUUGUGGCCAGACCUUUGAUCUGAAGUCUGAAUUAACUGAUCACAUGGAAUCACAUAGAAGUGAAAAACCAUACCACUGCAGUCAUUGUGGUCUUCAGUUCACAAACCGGAGAUAUUUCAAGAAUGUUCUCGCUUUAGAUUUCUCAGGAAAACAGGGUGCACUGAUCAAUUAA